Messenger RNA from Venturia canescens, 5061 nucleotides. RefSeq lists its product as uncharacterized. Gene Ontology annotation, biological process: transmembrane transport. The coding region runs from base 396 to 3626 and encodes 1076 amino acids. The transcript has 8 exons. The record is from RefSeq and is a predicted model, not a curated record. Gene Ontology annotation, molecular function: monocarboxylic acid transmembrane transporter activity. NCBI's taxonomy places the organism in Eukaryota, Metazoa, Arthropoda, Insecta, Hymenoptera, Ichneumonidae. Gene Ontology annotation, cellular component: membrane.
ACUGCCUCGCGCAUAGUACACGUGCAUGCUUAGAUUACUCAUUGCACGCGUUUUCGGUCAAAUUUCCAAGUUUCACUCGCCGUAAAUAAUAACGAUUGUUUAAGAAAUUAUAAAUUAACUGUGGAAUUCACGAGAAUGGUCCUUUUGUAUUUAUUCUGACAUAUUCUGUGCAGUAAAGAAAAACGUAUAAGAAUGGGACGAAGCUGAAUAAAAUGUUAAUCCAAUCGAAAGGAUUCUCAUUUACUUUUACCAAUUCGAACGUGAAUUGAAUAUUCUCAUCGUUUAACUUGGUGCAAAUGGAGCAAUUGUUUCAACAAUCACAAUGAAUAGGAGUGUAGUGAAAGAGACUUGUGCGACCCAAUGGGUAUCCUGAAAAAGGAGCCUUUCUCGGGAUAAUGGACACUAAUAAGCGGGAUUACUCUGGCAGGACUAAGGAAGCCGGUACAAACGAUAAGCUAUCCACGAGCACGCCGAAAGUCUCAACGAAAUAUGUCUUCAAGCCGGAAGUGGUGAAAUCCUUACCGAAAUAUACACAGCAUUGUUCGGCGGACGGUAAAAACUCACGAAAAAAUAGUGGCAAUGGCCUGAGAGGAUUGUUCGAUCGCGUCACGAGACACUCGAGUGAGAACAAGAGUCAAGAGCGUGAUGUGGCAGAGAGGAAAAGAAGCCGAUCGCUUUUUUUAGCGCACGAUCAUUCCAAGGACAGCGUUAAAUUGACGGCUCACCGAAGCGGCCGAUUGGAUCGUAGGAACGCGAAGAAUCAACCGGACGUGAGAUCUCGCAAGGAUCCGAUAGAUGCGAGGCUGAGGAACAACUUUGAUUACGAGCGUGGCAAUGAGCAGUCGUCGCGCUUGUCGGACAACAAAAGUAGCGGCAAUUUGUCAAAACAUCGGAGCUGGACUGAUCAGAGCGUCGAAAAGCACGGGGCACCGAGUGAUCAUUUGGAAACUUGCCAAGAGGAAUACCGAGAGAAUGGCAAGCUGUGUUGUUCCAGUACCGGGACGAAACGUCCCGGCGAUAAUCGGCACAAUAAUGCGACGAGAUCCAACGAAAAAAGGUGGAGUCAACACGACUCAGCGAUGGAGGAGGAUCACCGGCGAUCGAACAGAAAUCACGGCGAGGUCGUUGAUCGUGAAUGUUCCGAGCCACCACCGCCGCGUCAUCGAGCCAAUCACAGUUUCUCUCGAGAGAAUUACGCGCCCAAGGCUGAUUGUCAUAGGCAACAUUCUCGCGAGGUGAAACCAACUCAAUCGUCUGAUUCGUACGAACGACACAAGCGCGAAAACGUCAGAUCGCUCCGACGAGUUGAUUCGCCCUAUCCACACGACACGAGUAAUCACACGGAGCGUUUGUCACCGCCGCGAGACGUGACCGGCGUUGAUCAGACACCGAGUAAAUUAACGACUUGCCGAUCCUCUCAGGAUGACUCCACGAUCUCACCGAUCCUCCGCGAUUACGAGACAACUGUCAAGAGCCGCGGCGAUUGCGCCUACUGCCGGAGACUCGGACCGACGAUCAUUCGCCAGGGUGCGAUCAGCCACAAUUAUUCCAUCGUUGAUGCCGCCGAUGGGACCAAAUCCGAACUGGAGAAGGCCAAGGCCAGACGAAUCUACGAGUUUGAGAAAAAAUUUGAGCAUCCGGAGCCCUCCCCGGCUGGCGGUCUCCUCUAUCGAACUCGAUCGUUGCCCCAAUUGUCCGUCCACGACAGCGGCGUUGCGAGCGGCAACGAAAAUUUACCUGCCAGACCAACGUCAAGACUGGUCGCUGAUUUGCGACAGCUGCUCACCCUCAAACAACACUAUUAUCCGGAGGGUGGCUGGGGAUGGGUUAUCGUCGUAGUUGUUGUACUUGUGCAAAUUCUGUCACACGGAAUCCACGGAUCCGUCGGAGUUCUCCUUCAGCAGGUUCAGAUUCGUUUCGAAUCGUUGGUUUAUCUCCAAUCAGGAUGGCUCGGAGCAAUGUCGACGGGAGUCGCGCUCCUCGUGUCACCCGUGACGAUCGCGUUCUGUCGGAAAAAAAGUACCCGAGUCACUGCGGUUCUCGGUGGCCUCGUCACAGCUCUGGGAUGUCUCUUUACCUCGUUUGCCUCGCAAUUCCACCAGCUUUUCUUCAGCUACGGCACGGUGGUCGGAAUUGGUGUGGGAAUGACGAGAGAUUGCAGUACUUUGAUGGUGGCUCAAUACUUUAAAAGACGAAGGGAAUUCGUCGAAAUAUUUAUCGUGUCAGGCAGUGGCCUCGGCAUCGCCGUCAUGUCUGCCUUCAUCAAAGGUGCCAUAAGCAAAAUUGGCUGGAGACUCGGUCUUCAGGCAGUCACGGGAGUCGUUUUCCUGACCUUCAUACUCGGCACGUUCUAUCGAAGUGCCUCGCUCUAUCAUCCCCAGAGACGUGCCAUACUUCAUUUGAAGAAUCAGAAACGCAAGAUCAAGGACAAAAAUAGAGUCGACGACCGGCCACCAUUUUUCGAUUUUAGCACGUUGAAGAGCAAAACUGUCAGGAUAUUGCUCGUUUCAACUGGCAUUUCGGCAUUUGGUAUCAACACGCCCAUUUUCUACUUGGCUCAUCAAGCUGAAGAGGAGGGUCUUGGCGACACCGUUGUACUUCUUCAGACUUAUCUGGGGCUUGCUUGGACACUUGGUUGCGUCGCUUUUGGACUUUUAGUGGUACACCACAGCGUGGAGUGUCGUAUCGCUCGACAAUAUCUCACUCAAGCCGCUGUCUUUAUGUGCGGACUUUGCAUACUCGCCCUUACCGCUGUUCAUGGAAAUUACCAUGGUUAUGUUAUGUUUACCUGGAUUUAUGGAAUUUUCUGCGGGGGUUAUCACUACAGCCUCAAAAUGUACACGUACGAGAGAGUCCGAGCAAGAAACUUUGCGAGAACUUGGGGUUUCGUGCAAUGUUCUCAGGCAAUACCGAUCGCCAUCGGUGUGCCAAUUUCAGGCUACAUGAACGUCGGCUGCGGAGGAAAAGCCGGUUACUACUUCAGCUCGACUUGCGUACUCGUGGGAAGUUUCACCCUCUUUUUCAUAGAUCUUCACAGAAGAAAUUUGUCGCGGCACAAACACACGAGAGCCAACGGCACGAGGCACUUGUGCGUGGCGGACAAUUGUCCUCAGAGGAGACGAUUAUCUUUCACGCAGGAUCCGGAAAACGAGGGGGUGGCCGCCGGAGCGGCGGCUGCUGCGUUGGUACUCGGGGCGGAACUCGCCCCGGGCCAAGGUGAAAUAAUUGAUGCUCUGGGGGCCGAUAAACCGGAGCUGACAUGCAUUUCGGAGGAGGGUAUAGCGGACAUGGAUUUGCCGGAUAAUCUACUGGACGAUCUCGAUUACAUUGGGGACUGUAUAACCUCGUGCAACAAGGUCGAGAAUUAUCUGAUGCUCUCAGAGUUCGAGAACAAUUUGAUCGCCGAAAUGCCGAUAAUAAUGGAUCGUAAGGGACGUCGAUGGUCAUUGGCUCGUUCCAAACCCGGGCCUCAAGCCAGUCAGGGUGCCAGUGGCAAUGGUAAUGGCAAUAAUGACAACGGUCAAUCAAGUACCCCCGAGGAGGACGAGGAGACCAAAGGAAAGUGGCAUUUGGCACCAACCACCAACAAUAGGGUCAUUACCGUCAUAGACGAGGCUAGCACGUAGUAUUUCAAUCACUUUUCCCCCCAACUCUCGAUUAAUCAAAUGCGCAUAUAGUUAAUUAUACGUGGAGAAACAAAUUAUACCAUUAGUUAGACUCGGUUUAUUCGUUUGACGGAAUUUUGGCUCUUUCGAAUAAUAAAACGUCACGAAAACCCCUCGCCCUCAUCCUCGCCCUUAAAACGUUACUGUUCCUCUUGAAUAUCGAAUUAGCUCAAGUAUUUCAAUCGUUGCAUUUGUUUCAAACUCGUCAACAGUUCCAUGACGCUUUCAUUUAAAUCUCCCUUAAGAGAAUCUCCUUCGUUUAACAAGAGACUUUUCCAAAGUGUCUUUGAAAAAGUUUGAAUUAUUAUUGAAUAUUUCUAAUGGCUUUUACGAAUAUGUUAAUAUUGUACGAGCUAUAGGUGUAAAGAAAAGCAAAAAGAAAAGAGAGAAACGAUAUGCGACGUCAAACACGUGUCAGGUAAUGCCACAUUUUUCCUUGUAUCAAAGACAAUAAUGCUCAAUUGUUUAAUUGACUCGGCGAUGCAGCGUUGACACCGAUUCGCCUCUAGGUAAUUUUUUCAAUAACACAAAACACAACUCGAGAUUUUUAGCUCCUGAAUUUGAUCGAACGAGCAGAACCAAGCGAGGAAUAAAAUCGGAUGAAAAAUGCAAUGAAACUCAACGAAUAAAAGACACAACGAAAUUCGUAUCGAAAUAUAUGGAACGAUCCGUCCACUGUAGAGGAAAAAAGACAUUUCGAGAAUUCGCUUUGGCUUUCUCUCAUCCACUGCUAUAGCAAAGGCGAUAACGAAUCAAGGGCGAUUAUCCAGCACUGCCGUAAAAACACAAGAUCCAUCUCAUCUUUGUGCUUUGUCCCGCACUGAUUUCAUUCUGUAUUUUUACGAUUUGUUACGAAGAAUAAGAGAAUUUCAGAGUGCGUAAAAUACUUUUUCUCAAUUGAUGGAAAAUCAAAUGAAACCGGUCGAGAUUCAAAUGGUCUAAAUUCAUAGAAUUUAAGUAACGAAUAAACGGAAAUGUCAAAGUCUAGUCAAUACUCGAGAUGAGAAUUUCGAUUUUUUUAAAAUGAGUUCAGGGACUCCGAAACGAAUGAUAAAGAAAUAGCAAAUGAUACACGGACACGAAACGGAAUUGCGUCACCGAGUUACGAUCAAGUGAUAUAGGAAUAUACAGCAAAUGCGUAUUAUUUUUAUUUAAUAAGAAAUUUUAAAAAACGAAACAACAAAAAAUAAAGUGUUUUAGAACGUGUAUAUAUACAAAUAUUAUAUUUAUGAUGAAUAGAUAAAACGGAAACUAUAUAGUUCGUAUACACGCGAGAUGAACAUUUAAUAAUGAAAAAAAAUGACUAAAAAAAGAAAAUGUUGAACGUAAUUUUCGCGAUGUUAAACAUGUUAAAUUAAAUCGUAUCGCAGAAAAAUAAAAUAUUAUUAAUCACCGA